GACAGAAAGAGAAAUAUGACAGAAAGUAACCAAGACAAAUCAUGAUCUAAAUCUUUGGCCAAAUCACCAAAAUCUGAAUAUUUUUGUGUUUAUCGUGUAAUAUAAAAAUUCCCUAUGUCUUCCACGUCGUUCAGUGAUUGUGAAAAUUGUGAUUGCUCUGAAUGCACUUAUUUGCUUGAAGAUAAACGUAACAGCUACAUAUAUUAUCAUGGGAAAUCGAAGAUAACCAGCCGACGCGGCCCUACGUUUACCACUAUGGCUCAUCCUAUGGUAUACUACGCUGAAGUACCCCGGUCUAAAAACAAGACCAAGUGCAAACCAUGCCAACCCAAGAAAGAGAAUUGUUUUGUGAAAGCUUUCAAAUGGUACACACAGGAACGUAUACCAGAAAGGUAUGAUUUUCACCCUGAAGUGACCAGUUUCGCCGAUUGGUUGGAUAGUAAAUACGUGGAGUACCUGUCCGAAGGGCAACAGAACCAGUAUUACGAGUUGAAGAUACAGAAGACGACCACCGUAGAAGAAGCUCCUCCUUGUUCAUAUCGUGAACCGUGUGGUAAAAAAAUGUCACGAAUCAAAAGGACACAUAAUCAAAGCUGUGAGUUCAUACUGCAACCGAAGGAUUUGUCACGCGCCGCAUCUGAAAAUUGCUAUCAAACUCCAACUGGGAUGAGAUCCAACGCUACCGUGACAUCGUCCAAUGCACCCGUUAGUGGCAGAUGUUCGGGGAGAUCACAAAGCCUCAGUAGUAUCUGUGAGAAGAGUGUGUUGAAGCCCAUUGACACCAUUCCCCAAAGAGCCCAAGAAGGUCCAAAAACAAAGUCGAUCUGCCCAUCAUGUCAACAAGAUCAAAUUCAGCAAGUGCCGUCGAAAACACGAACAGUAUGCAUUGCCUGCCAAUUUCCAGAAGGGAUAGUAAUUCCAAUCAACGUAGAAGUACAGUGCGAGCCUGCAGCACAGGAACCAACAACACCAAGCUGUUGCAAUGUAGACACAGGAAAUGCACCGAUAUCGCGGCAGGCCAGUAAAGUAUCAAGUGUUCAGAUCGUCGUUUCAGUAGAAAAGUUACCACUCACAAAACCAAAAAAGGAGAAAAAGUUACAAAUAUCUUGUCAAUGUCCUGAAGAAAAUGCAGUUGAUACUCAGCCCCAGCGUCAGCCCGAUCCGUGUACAUGUUGUGUCGCUACCAAACGGGAAACUCAAGAGGUAAAUCAGAUAUUUGGUCCUAAGCCUAUAGGGCGGCAAUCUCAAUCUACUGUAACUGUAGUCGACGACAAGUGUAGUUGCGCAGCGAAGGAAGCAGCGGCGACUAAAAUCAUCUGCGUGAUGGAGGACGCCGCGCAAACAUCGGACCAUGCCAUAUGCUUCGACAAGGGUGUCGCCGAUUAUCCGCUCUUUAUGAAAAUUGUCUGCGCCGAUAAGUUAAACACAGAAUGCACAACAACAAAGACAUGUUCGAGUUAAUAUUUCUAUGUGCAUGUAUCGUGUAUGUUCGUAUGUAUAUUUGUAAUAAUUACUACUGAAUAAAUAACAAAAUAAUUAUUAUAAUGAAACGAGCAAUAAAAAUAAUAAAGGGUU
Spodoptera frugiperda (fall armyworm) is the source of this 1575-nucleotide messenger RNA. RefSeq lists its product as uncharacterized. The transcript is spliced from 9 exons. The record is from RefSeq and is a predicted model, not a curated record. Bases 115 to 1461 code for a protein of 448 amino acids. Lineage: Eukaryota; Metazoa; Arthropoda; Insecta; Lepidoptera; Noctuidae.